AUGACUCUUACAGCCACCAUGAAUCUUACACCUAACGGAAGAUCAAUAUUCGCUGGAGAUUCCCAGAGAAAUAAAUUUACUGCCAAGUUAUGCAAGAAACUUUCAUUCCUUAAGGUUGAAAAUGUCCGUUUGGUAGAUCGAAUAUCUUCUAAAAAAGCAGCCUUGGGUACCUUGUACUUGACGGCUACUCAUGUCAUAUUUGUGGAAAAUUCUCCUGACACAAGGAAAGAAACAUGGAUUCUGCACAGUCAGAUUUCCACCAUUGAAAAACAGGCGACAACCGCGACUGGAUGUCCUCUGCUUAUUCGCUGCAAGAACUUUCAAUUGUUACAGCUCGUCAUACCGCAGGAAAGAGAUUGCCAUGAUGUGUACAUCUCUCUGAUACGCCUUGCAAGGCCAGUGAAAUAUGAGGAGUUGUACUGUUUUUCAUUCAACCCCAAACUGGAUAAAGAAGAACGUGAACAAGGGUGGAUGCUGAUUGAUCUCAGUGAGGAAUACAAGCGAAUGGGCUUCCUUAAUAGUAGUUGGCAGCUCAGUGAUGUGAACAGAGACUACAGAGUUUGUGAUUCUUACCCUACUGAACUGUAUGUUCCCAAGUCAGCCACGGCACACAUCAUAGUGGGGAGUUCCAAGUUCCGGAGCAGACGGCGAUUUCCUGCCCUUUCUUACUACUAUAAAGAUAACCAUGCCUCCAUCUGCCGGAGCAGCCAGCCCCUGUCCGGCUUCAGCGCCCGGUGUCUGGAGGAUGAGCAGAUGCUGCAGGCCAUCAGGAAAGCCAACCCAGGCAGCGACUUCAUUUACGUCGUGGACACUCGGCCUAAACUUAAUGCAAUGGCAAAUCGUGCUGCAGGAAAAGGCUAUGAGAAUGAAGACAAUUACUCCAAUAUCAAGUUUCAGUUUAUUGGAAUAGAGAACAUCCAUGUCAUGAGGAACAGUCUGCAAAAAAUGCUGGAAGUGUGUGAACUUAAAUCUCCCUCCAUGAGUGACUUUCUGUGGGGACUGGAAAACUCUGGCUGGCUAAGGCACAUUAAGGCUAUCAUGGAUGCAGGAAUGUUCAUUGCAAAGGCGGUUUCCGAAGAAGGGGCAAGUGUGCUGGUUCACUGUUCAGAUGGCUGGGACAGGACCGCCCAGGUGUGCUCAGUCGCCAGCCUGCUGCUGGAUCCGCACUACCGGACUCUGAAGGGCUUCAUGGUAUUAAUUGAAAAGGACUGGAUUUCCUUUGGCCAUAAAUUUAAUCAUAGAUAUGGCAAUCUAGAUGGUGAUCCAAAAGAAAUCUCUCCAGUUAUUGACCAGUUCAUUGAAUGUGUCUGGCAGUUAAUGGAACAGUUUCCCUGUGCCUUUGAGUUCAAUGAAAGAUUUUUGAUUCACAUUCAACACCACGUUUAUUCUUGCCAGUUUGGAAACUUCCUAUGUAAUAGUCAAAAGGAGAGACAAGAGCUCAAAGUUCAAGAAAGAACAUACUCUUUAUGGGCUCACCUGUGGAAGAAUCGGGCUGAUUAUGUGAAUCCUCUGUUUAGAGCUGAUAGCAGUCAGACCCAGGGAACACUUCGUCUCCCUACACCACCGUGCAACUUCAUGUACAAGUUUUGGAGUGGGAUGUAUAAUCGCUUUGAAAAGGGGCUUCAGCCCCGACAAUCGGUUACAGACUACCUGAUGGCGGUAAAGGAAGAAACCCUGCAGCUAGAGGAAGAACUAGAAGCCUUGGAAGAAAGACUGGAAAAAAUCCAGACAGUCCAGUUAAACCACACUAAAGUGAAGAGUAAGCAAAGUGAACCCAGCAAACACCCAGCGUUUUCUACCUCAGACAACAGCACAGCCAACACUCCCCAGGAUUAUAGUGGGAAUAUGAAAUCUUUCCCCUCCAGAAGCCCUUCACAAGGUGAUGAGGAUUCUGCUCUGAUUCUAACCCAAGACAAUUUGAAAAGCUCAGAUCCAGACCUAUCAGCCAACAGUGACCAAGAAUCAGGGGUGGAGGAUUUGAGCUGUCGCUCCCCAAGCGGUGGGGAGUGUGCACCAAGCGAAGACAGCGGCAGGGACCGGGAUUCCGACGAAGCUGUGUUUCUCACCGCCUGAAGCUUCACAAUAAAGGACACGCAGGAAGCGCUUUCCAAAAAUAAGGGAACAGUGCAAUUUAAAAAGAAAACAAUAACUGAGGAAAUGCGUGAUUAAGAAUUUUAAAAAGUAGCCAUGAAAAAGGGGAAAAAGUUCAAGUCUUAGUUCUUUAGAUGUUGAAGAACAGAAACUUUUAUUACAUAAAGGAACAUUAUUUCCUGUUUUGAAUUUUAUUCUAGAGCAGUCACUUCUCCCAUCACCUGAAGUUCUCAGAACAGGUUUUCUUGUCCUAGCAUGCAUCUGCUCACAGAGCCGUGCCCCUCUCCCUGGUGACCGUUACCCUUGCAUAUCUUCCUUAAUUUCAUCCAGAUGAAUUUUUUUAAACAUCUGACAUUAUCUUUUCUCCUAACUCAUAUCAAUAUGUCUAAUAACAAGGCAUAUUGUUAAGAUGUACCCUCUUGAAUUAACGAUAUAUUUCUAUAACUGAGGAACUUUGCUUAAGCUUACCUUUCAGGUUUACUAAUCACUCUAACUUCUCCUUUAAUAUAUUUUGAAUUGUUCUAAUUUUGUUGCCUUUCCCUGGAAUCUCCUAUUUCUCCUCAUUUAAAAAUGUUAUAACUUGUAACUCACUUUUUCUCAAACAUGGAUCUAAUAUCUAAUAAAGUUGAAGCAACCUUUA
Messenger RNA from Condylura cristata (star-nosed mole), 2731 nucleotides. RefSeq names its product myotubularin related protein 7 (gene MTMR7). Bases 1 to 2073 code for a protein of 690 amino acids. Gene Ontology annotation, molecular function: phosphatidylinositol phosphate phosphatase activity. Gene Ontology annotation, biological process: phosphatidylinositol dephosphorylation. Lineage: Eukaryota; Metazoa; Chordata; Mammalia; Eulipotyphla; Talpidae. The record is from RefSeq and is a predicted model, not a curated record. The transcript is spliced from 15 exons.